AUGACAGAACUUCUGUUGAUUAUGAAUGUGAGAAUAGAUGAAGGGAGACAGGGUACAAUCAAUGUACAUUUGGGAGAUGAUCCUGAGGUGUUGGCUAGAGAUUUCUGUAUUGAAUACAAUGUGAACUAGAGGUUGGUUCCCUUGUUGAUAGAGAAUAUAAAUAAAAAUUUGGAGGUGGCUGAAUAACAGAAAGUGAAUGUAAGAGAAAGAGAUUAAUGUAUAGUCUGGUUAAGAUACCAUGCAAUAUUCGACAGAAACAUGCAAUUCAAAGUUUAUGGAAACUCCAUUUAAUGAACCAUUGCAGCAAAUGUCAACGAACAAUUACUACCCAACUCAUUCAUCAGUUCAUGAUAGACUGUAUGAGGAUGCGAAGAAUAAGAGAUUGAAAUAGAAAUUGAAUAUAUCCGAUAGUAGAUCCAAAAAAAUCAAAAUUCAGGAGCCUGAAAUAAAUUACGGGUUAUUUCUGUAUUAGAAGGGUUUGAAAAAGAAUGAGGAGAAAUAAUAAAGAGCAGAGAGUGCUAAGAAGGAUUUGUAGAAUUCACAAUUAGUUGAGUGUACUCAUCAUCCAAGGAUAAAUCAUGUUUCUAGAUAAUUGGCACAACGCAAAGGAGAGUGUGUGAGUGAACAUUUGAAUAGGUUGGCUUAGGAGCAGAAAAUAAAGAGGGAGAAUGCUAGUCAAGAACACUUAAAGACCGAAGUUUAAAGUUGUUCAUUCAAGCCUUAGAUCAAUAGAAUGUAUUGGAAAUAACUAAUCUUAAUAGAUCAAGGUAUAUAGUGGAGGAAAGAAAUGAACGAGGCAACUAGCCAUGGUAUGAGUCAUUGUAUUCAGAUUAUGAUUCCAAGAGGUAGAAAUUGGAGCAGCUGGAGAAGUAGUACUUCUCAUCAAAUUACACAUUCCAUCCUAAGAUAGAUCUGAUAUCGGAGAAGAUCGUUUAGGGUAGCAGUUUUGAGUAGAGAUAGAAGAACAGGUCGACAUCAAGACAAAACUUGUCUGUCUGUGAUGAUGAGAACUAGUUGUUCAAACCUAAAACAGGUAGACCUCCUGAGAAGAGACCAAGAGAUUUGUUUCAGAAUUUGUAUAAUCAGGCUAAGAUUUACGAGUAGAAAAGACAGAAUUAGAUUGUCUAAUUACAUCAAUAAUAAAUAAGUGCAUCUUAGAUUAGAGCAAGUGAGAGAUCGAAUCAGAUGAUACAGUCACAAAUGCAGGUUGCAUUGAUGAAGAUCUUUGAAUCUUUGGAUAGUGAUAAGGAUGGCUGCAUUAAUUCUGAGAACUGUGAUGUGGGGGAUUUGGAGGAUAAUGUUAUCAAGAUUUUGUCUCCUUUGCUUUUGGAAAUGGAAUCUGGAAAUCAUACUCUCAAUAAGAAGGAAUUCGUGGAAUCUGCAGAAAGAUUAGUGGCCACAUUGUCUCCAGGGGAUAAACAUGAACUAUUGAAAAAACCAGGCAGGAAGACUGAUGUUCCUCAAUAUAGUUUUAAUGUGUGUAAUUAUUCUUUAUAUAAUAGCCAUCUGUCAAUAAGAGAUCUUAAAAAAUUGCGGCAGCUAAAAGGAAUUGA
Messenger RNA from Paramecium octaurelia, 1553 nucleotides. The record is from the annotation of a GenBank genome assembly. NCBI's taxonomy places the organism in Eukaryota, Ciliophora, Oligohymenophorea, Peniculida, Parameciidae.